UCUUUUCUGUUUUACAUUUUACUAAUAACUUUAUAUAUAUAUAUAACUCUCUGCAUCAUACUGGUAUAUUACAUUUUCAAGUCCAUAAUAAAAUGGAGCCAUGGAACGACCUGAGCGGAAAAAUAGUGAUGGUGACAGGGGCAUCAUCAGGAAUCGGGCUAGAGUUCUGUCUCAACUUGGCAAAAGCCGGUUGCAGAAUCAUUGCUGCUGCUCGUCGUGUUGACAGACUGAAAUCUCUUUGCGAAAAAAUUAAUAGUGAUUCAGAGGGACCCCAGCGUGCAAUCGCUGUCGAGCUUGACGUCUCUGCCGAUGCUGCUACCGUUGAGUCCGCCGUACAAAUAGCUUGGGAUGCCUUUGGACGUAUUGAUGUCUUGGUUAACAACGCUGGCGUUAGAGGCAGUGUGUGCUCUUCAGUGGAAUUAACAGAGGAGGAAUGGAACAAUACUUAUAACACAAAUCUAAGAGGGGCAUGGCUGGUUUCAAAAUAUGUUUGUAGACAUAUGAGCAAUGCUAAACAGGGCGGAGGAUCUGUUAUUAACAUCACUUCAAUGGCUGGUCUAAAUCGUGUAGUAGUACCGGGGACUAUUGCUUACGCUUCUUCAAAAAUGGCUCUUGACAUGGUCACUAAGAUUAUGGCGAUCGAAUUGGGAGGAGAGAAUAUCAGAGUGAAUUCGAUAUCACCGGGAGUUGUCAAAUCAGAGAUAACAGAAAGCCUUGUUCAACAAAAAUGGUUCCAUGACUUCCUUUUCAAAACCCUUCCUAUUAGAUAUCUUGGGACGACAGAUCCUGGCUUAACAUCAAUCCUCCGAUACUUAAUCCAUGAUUCUUCCCAAUACGUAACGGGCAAUGUUUUCAUCGUCGAUGGUGGAGCUACCUUACCGGGUGUCCCCAUUUUCUCAUCACUCUAGCAAGAAAUGGACAUGUUAGAGAAACAUAUUGUUGGUUUUUUUUCUCCUUGUAUUAAGUUACUAGUGUAUUGUAUGUUCAAUUCUCAAAUGUAUCUUAUUACUGCUUUCAUGGUUCGAUUUGGGUUGAUUUCUAAUUAAAAUCAAAAUCAAAAUCAAAGUUAAA
Messenger RNA from Solanum dulcamara, 1071 nucleotides. RefSeq lists its product as uncharacterized. The transcript has 3 exons. Gene Ontology annotation, molecular function: oxidoreductase activity. NCBI's taxonomy places the organism in Eukaryota, Viridiplantae, Streptophyta, Magnoliopsida, Solanales, Solanaceae. The record is from RefSeq and is a predicted model, not a curated record. Bases 93 to 908 code for a protein of 271 amino acids.